UAUACGAGCUACUGCGAGUGGCAUUUGUUCGAUACGCUAAAGGGAAAAGUUAUGAAUUAACUAAAUCAGUCAUCGCUUUUUGUUUCUGCGUUACAUCGGACUCAUCGGAACUUCAGCACGAGGAAAUUACAUAAUGGAGGAUUUUGGUGUUUAUGUCUUAUUUGGCACUGAUGAACCUCCUCGGCUAAUUUUAAAUCUCCGUGAACCUGUUAAGAGAUGUGUUGCAGUAAACCCUGGCAUCCAGCAGAUUGUACUGUUCUCUAGAGGAAGAUGGGAAAAAUGUACUAGUGUUUCCAUACAGCUCAAUGAUGAGAGGGACAAACUUAUCCUUCAGGGCAAAUUAACUGCAUUCAACAAGUGUGUUUCUUGGGAGUCCUGGGAAGACGACUUGUGGUCCAAUGGGGCAACUCUAACUAUGCAAAUUGAGGGGUUCAAAAAUGGGAGGCCUGAUUCAGCACUUACUAUUGCCCAGAAGGAAUGCACUCCAGAGUGCAAUGCCACCACUGCCCUGGUACCUCGAGGCGGCCUUGGCAAGAGGAAGCGGUCCUGGGGAAAGGAGGAGGAAGAAGGGGAAGGAGAAGCCAGGGGACAGGAGAAUAUUUGCCCAAUAUUUGCCUCUUCAGAAAAGACACCACAUCGACGGGGCAGGAACAAUUCCCGGGCAGGACAGACACGCCUAUUCCUGCCAAAAGAAGAGCAGGCCACCACUCGCGCACCUCAGAACCCCAGAGCUAAAGGCAAACAGGCCAAAACCCCCACACAGACUGCCCUUCUAGACAUUCCUUCAGGUCGCUGGGGUCAAACACUCUCUGCAAUUGACCCUCAGACAGCCAUACUGAUUGGAGGACAAGGUGCCAGAAUGCAGUUCUGCAAAGAUCCUAUUUGGAAGCUGUGUACAGAGGAUCUGUCUUGGGCACCAGCAGAAACACUGGCAGAGGGCCCCACCCCAGAGGCUCGGAUUGGCCACACUGCGACCUAUGACCCAGAGUCAAAGCGAAUCUUUGUGUUUGGUGGCUCUAAGAAUAAGAAAUGGUUUAAUGAUGUCCACAUUCUGGACACACAAAGCUGGCGCUGGACCAUGGUGGAGGCACAAGGUAAAGUUCCUCCUCUGGCCUACCACAGCUGUACACUGUUCAGGGGAGAGCUCUUUGUGUUUGGAGGGGUGUUCCCUCGUCCCCACCCUGAACCUGAUGGCUGCAGUGACUCCUUGUACAUCUUCAACCCUGAAAUGGCCAUAUGGUACCAGCCCAUUGUGAUUGGAAACAAGCCUCCACCACGCUCUGGGCAUUCUGCUUGUGUGAUGCAGGGGAAAAUCUUCAUUUUUGGAGGCUGGGACACUCCUGUCUGUUUUAAUGACAUGUUUCAACUGGAUUUAUGCUUGAUGGAGUUUUCAGCUGUGCAAACAAGUGGAUCAACCCCUUCACCAAGAAGCUGGCAUGGCUGUGCUGCCCUGUCUGAUUCCUGUUUCUUAGUCCAUGGAGGCUAUAAUGGGAAUGUUGCACUGAGUGACGCCUUUAUCUUCAACACAGACACUAGUUGCUGGACCUCUUUGGCACUGUCUCCGCUAACCUCAGAGCCACGUGCUGGACAUUCCAUCAUCACCAUGGCAACCACAUGCAUAAAGGGGUUCUCUGGUGAGCAGGAAGAGUCUUCCUCACAAGCCUUGCUCAUAUUUGGGGGAGGAGAUAAUGAAGGCAGCUUCUUCUCAGAUUUGAUCACCAUGCCAGUGAAGAAUCUAUGAAUGAGAAUAUUUGAAGCUGUGUGGAUGACUGUUUUAAUGGAGAAA
Molecule: messenger RNA, 1786 nt
Organism: Electrophorus electricus (electric eel)
Lineage: Eukaryota; Metazoa; Chordata; Actinopteri; Gymnotiformes; Gymnotidae
Gene: krcp
Product: kelch repeat-containing protein
Molecular function (GO): protein binding
Source: RefSeq, a predicted model, not a curated record